Molecule: messenger RNA, 1178 nt
Organism: Poecilia latipinna (sailfin molly)
Lineage: Eukaryota; Metazoa; Chordata; Actinopteri; Cyprinodontiformes; Poeciliidae
Product: spartin-like
Exons: 3
Coding region: 90-455 (121 amino acids)
Biological process (GO): cell division; negative regulation of BMP signaling pathway
Cellular component (GO): plasma membrane
Source: RefSeq, a predicted model, not a curated record
UGGACGGUGUGUGUACUGUGGCUAACUGUGUUGGUCGAGAGUUGGCUCCUCAUGUGAAAAAGCACGGUGGCAAACUGAUUCCCGAGUCCAUGAAGAAGGACAAAGACGGGCGCUCGAACAUGGACGGAGCCAUGGUGGUGGCUGCCAGUGGAGUGCAAGGAUUCGCAACUGUUUGGAAUGGUUUGGAAGCAGCUGCUAAGGACAUCACCACAAAUGUUGCAGCAGAAACAGUCACCACCAUAAAACAUAAGUACGGCACAGCAGCGGGACAAGCCACGGACAACGCUGUCAAUUCUGCCAUUAAUGUCGGUAUUACUGCCUUCAACAUUGACAACCUGGGGAUCAAAGCUGUGGUUAAAAGAACUGGGAAGCAAACGGCACAGGCUAUUUUGGAAGACUACAAGCUUCAGGAAAAGCCACCAAACGGAAAGGAAGUGGAGAAACUCACCAAAUAGCUGUUGAUAUCCUGCCUCGUUUUCUCAACAAUGCCUUAAAACUUAUUUGCUAAUCAGAAAGGUCUAUAUUUAGUACUCAUUAUUUAUAAGAACAUGCUCUAUAUUUGCUAAGUAGCUACUGUGAUGUGCAUACUCCACACAAUGGUUUCGCUUUCAUGCACUUUAAACAUACAGCGGCUGGAUCAACAUCCAGAAAGUGGAAACCAAAACUUGAAGCACAUUGAUAUGCUCUCCAUAUUUAAAUUGAGGGCGAUAUUUUACAAAUGGGGUAAAUAUUUAAAAACCUCGAGUAUUUUUGUGUUAUCAGAUUAAAUUGGUCUAUAAAAAAAAAUUGUUUAAUUUUGAUGAUCACAUAUAAUGGUUUUGUCUGUGGAGUUAACAUUUUAUCUCUUGGUGUGCUUAGAAACAAUGUUAAGUCUAACAUGCUGGAUAAAUUGUAACUUUAACAUUUCUUUGUUUUCAUUUGUCUUUAUUUAAUCAUCCUUAAAGAAGAUUCCUACAUUCCACUAAGGAGAUUAAAAUAUUGCCUAACCUGAUAGUAUGAAGUGUAACUAUAAAUUCUGAUAUUUGUAUUAACCUGCAAGCUGUAAUACUGCCUUUUGUUGUGCAAUUUUACUGAAGAAUUGUCUUAAAAAUGUUACUUUAAAUGAUAAUAAAGGUUUCUUCUGUGUGUGAGGUGAACAAAACGAGUAAUAAAUUGGAAAUUAAUUUGUGUGAUCCUAA